AUGACGCCUCGAGCAAAGGAGGAGAUAGUGAUUCUAUUCACACCACCAUCAUCACCGUCACCACCACCACCACCACCACCAUCUUCUCAGAUUAACGGUGGUAAGGCCACCAGCGCUAGCGCUAGUGUCCACUCACAAUUGUCACCGCCUAUUGCGAUCGAUAUCGUGAUUCCUUCGAUUAUCAUGUCGAAAGCACCGGCUGUUAAUGACUUCGCAAGCACUCUGACUGCAGUCGUUACACCUAUUUCAAAGCAACUGCCCGACGUAAUUGAUAAAACUGUUCCAAUCGGUCCAGAUUCCAGUUCAGAUGUUCUUUGGGUUGGACGACACUCACGCAGUUCAACAGAGUCCAUUGAUUCGGAGAACGUUGAUGAACGCCGUCGUUGUGUGUCAUUCUCAGAAUCGCUCACACCCGACUCAAUUCGACCACGUCGAUUUAGCUUUACGGAAAUGUUCUUCGGUCCAAAUAAUCGUUUCUCGCGAAGAACCCCAACAAUCGUGGAAGGGAAAGUAGCGCCACAACCAGCCAAAUCUUCCGAAGUUCCACGCAAAAAAUCCGUCCCAUGCGUAAGUUUCCACCUGAUUUUGGUGAGAUGUAUCUUCCUUUAA
Molecule: messenger RNA, 609 nt
Organism: Anisakis simplex (herring worm)
Lineage: Eukaryota; Metazoa; Nematoda; Chromadorea; Rhabditida; Anisakidae
Source: the annotation of a GenBank genome assembly